Molecule: messenger RNA, 3110 nt
Organism: Acanthopagrus latus (yellowfin seabream)
Lineage: Eukaryota; Metazoa; Chordata; Actinopteri; Spariformes; Sparidae
Gene: unc119b
Product: unc-119 homolog 1
Exons: 5
Coding region: 126-860 (244 amino acids)
Biological process (GO): nervous system development; lipoprotein transport; cilium assembly
Cellular component (GO): cilium
Molecular function (GO): lipid binding
Source: RefSeq, a predicted model, not a curated record
ACAAUCGGACUUUUCCGUCCCCCAUAAACGUUUGACGCCAUCUUGAAAUGACACCCGCAGUUUGUUGAGUCGACCACUAAUUAAGAAGCAGCUCAGCUCUUCUCAUAACCGCCGCCGCGUCCGGUAUGAACGGUUCCCGGAACAAAGCAGUCAGUAAGGGUCAGAAAGACGCGGACACCGGCUCAGAGACCAACCACAGGGACCGAAAGAGUGGCGGAGGAAUGCUGAAGAAGCUGAAGUCGAGGCGCAGUCAGCCGGAGAAGUGGCCUGUGGUCACUGAGGAUGAACUCCGGGCUCUGGGCAAAGAUAUCUCCCCGGACCACGUCCUGGGUCUGCGGGCUGUCACCGAGGACUAUCUUUGUAAACCUGAGGACAAUAUCUACAACAUUGAUUUUACACGCUUCAAAAUCAGAGACCUGGAGACGGGAACUGUGCUGUUUGAGAUCGCCAAACCUCCCAACGGUGGUCCUGUGGAGGGUGUGGAGGACAGUGGAGAUGUCGACACCAGUGCAGGACGAUUUGUGCGAUAUCAGUUCACACCAGCCUUCCUGAAACUGUGUACAGUCGGUGCAACUGUGGAGUUCACGGUGGGCGAUCGGCCCAUUAACAGCUUCCGUAUGAUCGAGAGGCAUUACUUCCAGGGACGCCUCCUCAAGAACUUUGACUUUGACUUCGGUUUUUGCAUCCCCAACAGCCGCAACACCUGUGAACACAUUUAUGAGUUCCCACAGCUUCCAGACGACCUCAUUCGCCAAAUGGUGGCGCACCCUUACGAGACCAGAUCAGACAGUUUCUACUUUGUGGACAACAAACUCAUCAUGCACAACAAGGCAGACUAUGCCUACAAUGGAGGUCUGUAAAGGCUGAAGGGAAGAAUGUGUGCAAUACUUCCCAGGGGAUUGAUUUCCUGGAUUACAACCAUCCAGAAGCUUCCUUUUGGGGGACAGAAAUAUUCUCUCCAUUCCUACGAACGUCACAACAUUCUUCAGAAUCAACGGACCACGUCUGCCUUCUUAUGAAAUCCUGGAUCCAUUCAUCAGGACCUCGUACGGCUCAGAGGAAUGUUCUCUUAAAUAUUUCUGUUAAAUCUGACUGAAACCUUUUUGUUCUGUCUUUGGGUUUGUUGUACGAGCAUCAUGUUACUGCCUUAAGUUUCCUGCCGUCUCUGCUGGAAAGGGACACUGAGUCACAGAGCCUGCGUUAGACUGUGUUAGUUAUAACUUCAUUUACUAAAGUAUGUGUAGUUAAGAAAGUAUGAAGUAUGUUAUCAGUGUGUUUUCUUUGCAACUGACAAUUGUGUUUCCUGUAUGGAGACGCAGCGAGCAGUCAUGUAGAUGUUUUGCAGUAUUGUUGUUAGUCGUAGACGAUCAUGUAGCAUGAGGUGACUUUGAGUUUCGUUCUUCCUUAAUAUCUAUUAUCAGUUGUGAGUUGUUGAGGAUGUUCGUGUCAGAUACUUAAACUUCAUGGUCGACUUUAAAGGAGCAGUUCACCCAAAAAAGAAAAUUCACUCAUUAUGUCCUCAAGUUUUAGUCCAUAAAACAUUUCUUGAGCUUUUGGGUGAACAGUUCAUUACAUGUUGACCAAUCUAGUCUCUAGUCUUAUAAUUCAAGAACAGCGUGAACUCUUUUCAUGAUGCCAUGUCGUGUUCAUCCUGCUAAUAUCUGUUAUGUUUUAGCUCUCGACAGGAAAUUGACUGUUCUAUCAAACUCUGGGAUUCAUGAAACAGACAAAACAGCAGCGGAAUCGGACUUUCUCGAUGUGGCGCCUGUUUGUCUAAUCACACACUUAUUUAAUCCUUUGUGGCCUUCCUGGUUUAUUUGACGCAGCACUGUGAAUCCCACUCUUUAGGAGUGUCCAGUUUUUAGAUGUCCACCAACAGAGAGCUGUUUCUGUUUGGGUUCAAGCCCCUAAUGUUCCACUGUUCUGAGUAUUUUGACCAGAAAAAAUCUUUCCCAACUAAAACCAGAAAAUAGCAGGUUUUCCUCGAGAACUGGUGGGCUGGUUCACUAGAUGGCUCCGAGGUUCAAGAACCCGAGAUAAUUUGGUGGAGACGGCUUGAUUGUGUCCCUCUGAUGAAACGCCACAGAAACACAAAACGACAGCCGCGAUCCAUCUUGUUAGUUUACACUCUUAUAAUGUCGCAGGAGAGACAAAAGUUGACCUGUUUUUCAGUGCUCAUGGACGAUACUGAUGAUUUUACAUAUUUUAGACCAUUUACUAUUCAGCAAUCCUACUUUAGUUAAAGGAACAGUUCACCUGAAAAGAAAAACCCAGUUGUCACGCUGAUGUAAAGUCAGGUGAAGGUUUGCAGUCCACAAAACGUGGACCUGACUGGAUGUUGAUCUUUAUAAGCUUACAAUGCACCUUCUUUGUUGACACUUUAUCAGAUAGGUGUUGGUUUGAUAAUGAUCAGUAAUACUGACUUGUACACAGGACAGGUUGUAAAGAUGAAGAGUUACACUGAUCCCUGUUGUGACGUCAUUUCCAGUCUGUAUGUCCACUGUGACCUAACUCUAAUUUUUAAAUUUUAUUUUCACAUCUGAAUGUAAAUCAGCAGCGACCGGAAAGGCAGGACACUUUAAAACUUCACAAGAUGUUGAUUUGAAUCAUGAAAUGGGAACUAGAACAGUCUGGAUCUCGGCUUCCUUUCACUGGAUCCAACGUGCCUUAAAUCCAAAUUUUCAUUGUUUUGUCCUUCUCUGUGUCAGACUAACACUCCUGUAAACAUCCUCGCAUCAGGCUCGUUUUGUAUCUUGCAUUUCUGCCUCGUGUCAGACAGCGUUUUUAAACUAUUUACUCUUGAAUGAUUUGUUAUUUUACAGUUUUAAUAACCUCAGCAGGUGUGAUAUCAGGCUCACACUUCACUCCGUCACCCGACACAGUGGAUGUGUCUCAGACUGUAAAUUGUUGUCACCUUAAAAUCUGAUGAUUUAAAUGCCUUGAAAAGUGGGAACACUAUCGCACAUCUGCACAAAAAGACGACCCGACUGAAAUGUUCUGAUCCGCGCUGUAACCUGCUGUCUGACUCUUGUUUUCUUAUUGGCUGAUUUUUACAAAUGAUGCCUUCAUGUUGUAUCGGAUUUAUUGUAAAUAAAAGUGUCUGCAAACAG